AAUUAUCAUAAUCAUAAGUGUCUCGAUCGUCGGAGAAUCAAGAAGUGUAGUCUUAAAAUAUCAAAAUAAGAAUAAAAAAUCAAUUUAAAAAUUUCACUAAGGCUUGUGAAGCCUUAGAGAGAAAAAAAAGAAAACUCUUCACAAAAUAAAAAUACAGCUUUUAUUUGGUUUAUUUAUCAUUAUAUUAAAUAAUUAUUAAAGAUGUCAGACUCAAAAGCACCAGUAAGAACUGUAAAAAGAGUUCAGUUUGGAAUUUUAUCACCUGAUGAAAUUCGACGAAUGUCUGUAACUGAAGGAGGAAUUCAAUUUCCCGAAACAAUGGAAGGGGGACGACCAAAACUCGGUGGAUUAAUGGAUCCUCGUCAAGGUGUCAUUGAUAGGAAUUCCCGUUGUCAAACAUGUGCAGGAAAUCUUACAGAAUGUCCGGGACAUUUCGGUCACAUCGACUUAUCAAAGCCUGUCUUUCACGUUGGUUUUCUCACCAAAACGAUCAAAGUUUUGCGAUGUGUUUGUUUCUAUUGCUCAAAGAUGCUCGUCAGUCCCAACAAUCCAAAGAUUAAAGAAGUUGUAAUUAAGUCGAAAGGACAACCUCGUAAACGUCUCGCUUAUGUUUAUGAUCUUUGCAAAGGUAAAAAUAUUUGUGAAGGUGGUGAAGACAUGGAUUUAACAAAGGACGGUCAACAACCCGAUCCUGGCAAGAAAAUGGGUCACGGAGGAUGCGGUAAUCAUCAGCCAUCCAUUCGACGUUCAGGACUUGAAUUGACUGCUGAAUGGAAGCAUUUGAAUGAAGAAACACAAGAGAAGAAGAUUAUUGUCACUGCUGAACGUGUUCAAGAGAUCCUCAAACACAUAACCGAUGAAGAAUGCUACAUUCUUGGAAUGGAUCCGAAAUUUGCUCGUCCUGAUUGGAUGAUUGUCAGUGUUCUGCCAGUUCCUCCUCUCCCUGUUCGACCAGCUGUUGUCAUGUUCGGAGCCACCAAGAAUCAAGACGAUUUAACUCACAAACUCGCUGAUAUCAUCAAAUCAAACAAUGAAUUGAAGAAGAAUGAAGCGUCAGGAGCAGCUGCUCAUGUCAUUGCUGAAAAUAUUAAAAUGUUGCAGUAUCAUGUUGCAACAUUUGUUGAUAAUGACAUGCCUGGGAUGCCGCGAGCUAUGCAGAAAUCUGGAAAGCCUUUGAAGGCUCUUAAAGCUCGAUUGAAGGGAAAGGAGGGAAGAAUUCGUGGAAAUUUGAUGGGAAAACGUGUUGACUUCUCAGCUCGUACUGUCAUUACGCCAGAUCCAAACCUUCGUAUCGAUCAAGUUGGCGUUCCACGAUCCAUUGCACAAAAUUUAACUUUUCCUGAACUCGUCACGCCAUUCAACAUUGACAGAAUGCAAGAACUUGUUCGACGUGGUAAUUCACAAUAUCCUGGAGCCAAAUAUAUCAUUCGUGACAAUGGCGAACGAAUCGAUUUACGAUUCCAUCCAAAACCAUCGGAUUUACAUCUUCAAUGUGGUUAUAAAGUCGAACGUCAUUUACGUGAUGAUGAUUUGGUCAUUUUCAAUCGUCAACCGACAUUGCAUAAGAUGAGUAUGAUGGGACAUCGUGUAAAAGUUCUUCCCUGGUCAACAUUUCGUAUGAAUCUCAGUUGUACAUCGCCUUACAAUGCUGAUUUUGAUGGUGACGAAAUGAAUCUUCAUGUUCCACAAUCGAUGGAAACUCGAGCUGAAGUUGAAAACAUUCACAUAACGCCUCGACAAAUUAUCACGCCACAAGCUAACAAACCUGUCAUGGGAAUUGUACAAGAUACUUUAACAGCUGUAAGAAAGAUGACAAAACGUGAUGUUUUCAUUGAGAAAGAACAAAUGAUGAAUUUAUUGAUGUUCUUACCAACAUGGGAUGGGAAAAUGCCACAACCAUGCAUUUUAAAACCGAAGCCAUUAUGGACUGGAAAACAAUUAUUUUCACUUAUCAUACCAGGGAAUGUCAAUUUGAUACGAACACAUUCAACACAUCCAGAUGAAGAAGACGAUGGUCCAUACAAAUGGAUUUCUCCAGGUGACACCAAAGUAAUGGUCGAACAUGGUGAACUGAUAAUGGGAAUUUUAUGUAAGAAAACACUUGGAACGUCAGCUGGAUCAUUGCUGCAUAUUGUUUUCCUUGAACUUGGACAUGAAAUUGCUGGGAGAUUCUAUGGAAAUAUUCAAACUGUCAUCAAUAAUUGGUUGCUUUUGGAGGGUCAUAGCAUUGGUAUUGGUGAUACAAUUGCUGAUCCCCAAACAUAUCAAGAAAUUCAGAAAGCUAUUCGUAAAGCUAAGGAAGAUGUUAUUGGCGUGAUUCAGAAGGCACAUAACAUGGAACUUGAACCAACACCUGGUAAUACAUUGCGACAAACAUUUGAGAAUCAAGUCAAUCGUAUUUUGAACGACGCUCGUGAUAAAACUGGUGGAUCUGCAAAGAAAUCUUUAACAGAAUAUAAUAAUUUAAAGGCGAUGGUGGUUUCGGGUUCGAAGGGAUCAAAUAUUAACAUUUCUCAAGUUAUUGCUUGUGUCGGUCAACAGAAUGUUGAAGGAAAGCGAAUUCCAUUUGGUUUUCGUAAACGAACAUUACCACAUUUUAUUAAAGACGAUUAUGGUCCGGAAUCUCGUGGUUUUGUUGAGAAUUCUUAUCUUGCUGGCUUAACACCGUCCGAGUUUUAUUUUCAUGCGAUGGGAGGUCGUGAAGGUCUCAUUGAUACCGCUGUUAAAACUGCUGAAACUGGUUACAUUCAACGUCGUCUUAUCAAAGCUAUGGAGUCGGUUAUGAUUCAUUACGAUGGAACUGUAAGAAACUCUGUUGGGCAACUUAUUCAGCUUCGUUAUGGCGAAGACGGUUUGUGUGGUGAAGGCGUCGAGUUUCAAAAUCUUCCCACAAUUAAAUUAUCAAACAAAGCAUUUGAGAAGCGUUUCCGUUUUGAUCCAACAAAUGAACGACAUUUAAAGAAACUUUUCACUGAAGAUGUUGUCAAGACGUUAACCGAAUCUGGAUAUGCAAUACAAGAUUUGGAAAGUGAAUGGGAACAAUUAUCGAAAGAUCGAAGCACAUUAAGAGAAAUCUUUCCAAAUGGCGAAAGUAAAGUUGUGUUGCCUUGCAAUCUUAAUCGAAUGAUUUGGAAUGUUCAGAAAAUUUUCCACAUUAACAAACGUGCGCCAACUGAUUUAAGUCCGACACAAGUCAUUAAAGGAGUGAAAGAUUUACUCAGCAAAUGUGUGAUUGUAGCUGGAAGUGAUCGAUUAUCAAAGCAAGCAAAUGAAAAUGCAACAUUAUUGUUCCAAUGUCUUGUUCGAUCAACAUUAUGUACAAAAUAUGUUGCUGAAGAGCAUCGAUUGAACACAGAAGCUUUUGAAUGGUUGAUUGGAGAAAUUGAGACGCGUUUCCAACAAGCGCAAGUUAAUCCUGGUGAGAUGGUUGGUGCGUUAGCUGCACAAUCACUUGGUGAACCAGCAACACAGAUGACACUCAAUACUUUCCAUUUUGCUGGUGUAUCAUCAAAGAACGUCACAUUGGGUGUGCCGCGAUUGAAGGAAAUCAUCAACAUUUCGAAGAAACCAAAAGCUCCAUCACUUACUGUCUUCUUAACUGGUGGUGCAGCUCGUGAUGCUGAGAAAGCUAAAAAUGUUUUAUGUCGUCUUGAACAUACAACAUUGCGGAAAGUAACAGCAAAUACAGCAAUUUAUUAUGAUCCAGAUCCACAACGAACAGUGAUUGCUGAGGAUCAAGAGUUUGUCAACAUUUACUAUGAAAUGCCAGAUUUUGAUCCAACAAAAAUCUCACCAUGGCUUUUACGUAUCGAACUUGAUCGUAAGCGAAUGACUGAUAAGAAGUUGACAAUGGAACAAAUCGCCGAGAAAAUUAACGCUGGGUUUGGUGAUGAUUUGAAUUGUAUCUUCAACGAUGACAACUCUGAAAAGCUGGUAUUGCGUAUUAGAAUCAUGAACAAAGGUGACAAUAAAUUUGGAAUGGAUGGUGAAGAAGACAUGGAAAAGAUGGAAGAAGACAUGUUCUUGAGAUGUAUCGAAUCAAAUAUGUUGUCGGAAUUGACACUUCAAGGCAUUGAAGCGAUUGGAAAAGUUUACAUGCAUUUACCACAAACAGACGCAAAGAAACGAAUUGUCAUCACUGAAUCUGGUGAAUUUAAAGCUAUCGGCGAAUGGCUUCUUGAAACAGAUGGAACAUCAAUGAUGAAAGUUUUAAGUGAACGUGAUGUCGAUCCAGUUCGAACAUUUAGUAACGAUAUUUGUGAGAUUUUCAGUGUUUUGGGAAUUGAAGCUGUUCGAAAGUCUGUUGAGAAGGAAAUGAAUGCAGUUUUGCAAUUCUACGGAUUGUACGUCAAUUAUCGCCACUUGGCUUUGCUUUGUGAUGUUAUGACAGCUAAAGGACAUUUAAUGGCAAUCACACGUCACGGAAUUAAUCGACAAGACACUGGCGCACUCAUGAGAUGUUCGUUCGAAGAAACUGUUGAUGUGUUGAUGGAUGCAGCAAGUCAUGCUGAAGUUGAUCCUAUGAGAGGCGUUUCUGAGAAUAUUAUCAUGGGACAAUUGCCUCGAAUGGGCACAGGAUGUUUCGAUCUCUUGUUAGACGCUGAUAAGUGUAAAGAUGGAAUGGAAAUUCCGCACACAAGCAUCAUGGGAACGACAGGAAUGUUCUUCGGACCAGGAACAACUCCAAGUAUGAGUCCAUCAAUGACUCCAUGGCAAAACGGUACACCAGCUUAUGGUCCUGAAUGGUCACCAUCGGGGCCUGUAAGUGGAAUGACUCCAGGUGGGCCGAACUUCUCUCCAUCAGCACAAUCAGAUGCUUCAGGGAUGUCACCAGGAUGGUCACCAAAUCCAGGAUCUCCAAGCUCUCCUGGUGGAAUGUCGCCAUACUUCCAAAGUUCGCCAUCAGCAUCGCCUGCUUAUUCGCCGAAUAGUCCGAACUUUGCACCUGGUGCUUCAGUUAGUCCAAGUUACUCACCAACAAGUCCAUCUUACAGCCCAACAAGCACAAUUUAUUCUCCAAGUUCACCUCAUUAUUUGCCUACAUCUCCAAAUUACAAUUCAGUCGCUUCACCGCAUUACUCACCCAAUUCACCGUACUCUCCAUCAUCACCUUCUUACAGCCCAACAAGUCCCAAAAUGCAAGAUUCAAGUCCAAGAUACGCUGCUUCGUAUUCACCGACAAGUCCCUACUCGCCUACGUCGCCUUCUUACAGUCCCAUGUCGCCAGUUUAUUCACCAACAAGUCCACAUUAUUCUCCAUCAAGUCCAAACUAUCCAGCAACUUCACCGCAUUAUCCAUCGACAACACCAAGCUACAGCCCAUCGAGCCCCAAAUACACGCCAACGACUCCACUUUAUUCACCGUCGAGUCCAAGUUAUCCAACGCCGCAUUAUUCGCCGAGUUCACCUUCGUUCUCGCCUAGUUCGACUAAAUACAGCCCGUCGAGUCCAAGCUAUAGUCCAACGUCACCAUCUUCACAUUGUGCAUCGCCUCAAUACACGCCACAAAGUCCACCGAGUUAUUAUUCGCCUACAAGUCCAACUUAUCCGAGUUCACCUGGUGGUCCUGGUUAUAGUCCAACUUACAGCCCACACAGCACGAAAUAUUCGCCAACAAGUCCUGUUUAUAGUCCAACUUCGCCUGUUUAUCCUGAAGAAGAUCCAGAGCCAAGUCCAUCUUAUACAAGCCCAGCUGCUAGUAGUCCCGAAGAAGAACAACAGCAGCAAGAUAAAUAUGGUAAAAGAUGGUAAAUUAUGAAGGCGAUGCAAUCUUCAAAAGUUGUUCAUCAAAGUUAAAAUAGAUUUUUUGAAUUUUCAUUUAUUUUUCUUUUUAAUCUUUUUUUUUCUUAUAAAUCUUAAAUCGUUACAAAACUUUCUUCUUCAUCAUCUUUUUCUUCAUGAAUACAUUAGUUGUGUAAGAAAAAUGACAUUAAAUAAAUAUUUAAGGACUUUCAAAUAAAUAUUAAAAGAGAAAAUGAAUAAAAA
Clunio marinus is the source of this 5985-nucleotide messenger RNA. NCBI's taxonomy places the organism in Eukaryota, Metazoa, Arthropoda, Insecta, Diptera, Chironomidae. The record is from the annotation of a GenBank genome assembly.